Messenger RNA from Mus pahari (shrew mouse), 2373 nucleotides. RefSeq names its product vomeronasal type-2 receptor 116-like. Gene Ontology annotation, biological process: G protein-coupled receptor signaling pathway. NCBI's taxonomy places the organism in Eukaryota, Metazoa, Chordata, Mammalia, Rodentia, Muridae. Gene Ontology annotation, molecular function: G protein-coupled receptor activity. The record is from RefSeq and is a predicted model, not a curated record. Gene Ontology annotation, cellular component: membrane.
AUGGUGUUAAAUUUGAGGAGCUAUCAGCUUAUUUUGGCCCUCACAUUUGCCAUUGAGGAGAUCAACAGGAACCCUCAUCUUUUACCCAACACAUCUCUAGGAUGUGAUAUUAUGAAUAUUAAAAAGGGUGAGAACGAUAUGCUGGAUGAAGACUGGCUCACAGGAAUGCGUAGACCAAUUCCCAAUUACACAUGUAAACGUAAGAACAAGGUUGUUGCUCUAAUUACAGGAUCAUACUGGAGAACAUCUGCAGUUAUUGGGACACUGCUCCACCUCUACAAAUAUCCACAGGUAUUUUUUGGACUGUUUGACACUAUUCUGAGUGACCGAAGCUAGUUCUCUUCUCUUUACCAGAUAGUUGCAAAGGACACAUCAUUGUCACUUGGCAUUGUCUCUUUGAUGCUUCAUUUUAGGUGGAACUGGGUUGGACUGAUCCUUCUAGAUAAUGAUAAAGGAAUACAGAUUCUCUCAGACUUCAUAAGAGAGAUACACAGGAAUAAGUUGUGUGUAGCUUUUGUAAAGAUAAUGUCAGAAAGUUUUAAUUAUGAGGACUAUGACUAUGGAUCCACAGAAACUCUCAAACUAAUCAUGACAUCAUCUGCAAGUGUUGUUGUUGUUGUUUAUGAUGACACACAAUCUUUACAUGUUUUAAUGCUGAAUUUCAUGCAAUUGAUAAUAACAUGGAAAGUAUGGAUCAUGAAUUCACAAUGGGACAUAAGCAGUAGACUAGAUUAUUUUCUGUUUGAUUCUUUGCAUGGGAGUCUCUAUUUUGCACACCACCAUAAUGAGAUGCCUAGUUUUAGAAAGUAUAUUGAGACAUAUAAUCCUUCAAAAUACCCAGAUGACCAUAUUCUUGUUUUUUUAUGGAAUAAACAUUUCAAUUGCUCCAUUUCUAAACCUGAUUGUAAAAUAUUGGGUAACUGUCUACCCAAUGUUUCCUUGAAAUUAUUACCUGCAAAUACAUGGAUUACGAAAAUACCUGAGGAGGGUUACAAUAUAUAUAAUUCUGUGUAUGCUGUGGCUCACAGUCUCCACAAGAAGACUGUCAAACAAAUACAAUUUCAACCUCAUCAAAAUUGGGAGAAUGUGAACCCAUGGGAGCUCAACAUUUUUCCCAAAAAAAAUGUCCAUUUUAAAAAUAAUGCUGGAGACCAAAUAGUUUUGGAUACACAAAGAAAAUUUGAUGGAGAAUAUGACAUCCUCAAUUUCUGGAAUUUUCCAAAAGGUCUCAGACAAAACAAGAAAGUUGGAUCAUUUUCUCCAAAAGCUCCACAGGGUCAACAACUGGUUUUGUCUGGCUAUAUGAUACAGUGGGCUAUAGGAUUUAUGGAGCUUCCUUGCUCAGUGUGCAGUGAGAGCUGUGUUCUUGGGUUCAGAAAACCCCCCCAGGAGGGAAAGGAGCUUUUCUCUGAUUGCACUCCUUGUGCAGACAAUGAGAUUUCCAAUGAAACAGAUGCUGGUAGUUGUGUGAAAUGUCCAGAAAGUCACUAUGCAAAUGCACAGAGGAAUUAUUGCCUAUGGAAAUCCAUGACUUUCUUGGCCUAUAAAGACACUUUGGGGAUGGCUCUCACUUUCAUGGCCCUGGAUUUCUUUGUACUCACAGCUGGUGUCCUUGGUGUCCUUGGUGUCUUUGUGAAGUAUCACCACACUCCUAUUGUUAAGGCUAAUAAUCGAGCUCUCACUUAUAUCUUGCUCAUCACUCUGGCCUUCUGCUUUCUCUGUCCCCUGCUCUUCACUGGAUAUCCCAACACAGCCACCUAUAUCCUACAACAGAGCACAUUUGGACUUCUGUUCACAGUGGCUCUCUACACAGUCUUGGCAAAAACAAUGACUGUGGUUCUGGCUUUCAAGGUCACUGUUCCAGGGAGAAUGGUUAGGUGGCUAAUGAUAUCAAAAGCCCUGAACUUCAUUAUCCCCAUCCACACAUUCAUCCCUGUGCUCACUGGAAUUUGGCUUAGCACCUCUCCUCCCUUCAUAGACUCAGAUGCUCACUCUGAACAUGGACACAGUAUCAUUUUGUGCAACAAGGGCUCAGUUGUUGCCUUCCACUAUGUCCUGGGAUACCUCUGCUGCUUGGUACUUGGGAGCUACAUUAUGGCCUACCACUCCAUGAAACUGCCUGACACAUUUAAUGAAGCCAAGUUUUUGACAUUUAGCAUGCUGAUGUUCUUCAGUGUGUGGGUCACAUUCCUCCCUGUCUACAAUGGGAAGGUCAUGGUGGUCAUGGAAGCUUUCUCUGUAUUUGUUUCUAGUGCAGCUCUCCUAGGCUGCAUUUUUGUCCCCAAAUGCUACAUUAUUUUGCUAAGACCAGAGAGAAACUCACUUCAUUGCAUCAGACAACAUGCACAUUCUACAGGGAAAGUUCAUCUUUGA